Messenger RNA from Nanorana parkeri, 1692 nucleotides. It is a transcript of the gene POGLUT3, whose product is annotated as KDEL motif containing 2. Lineage: Eukaryota; Metazoa; Chordata; Amphibia; Anura; Dicroglossidae. The record is from RefSeq and is a predicted model, not a curated record. The transcript is spliced from 8 exons. Gene Ontology annotation, cellular component: endomembrane system. Gene Ontology annotation, molecular function: glucosyltransferase activity; protein binding. The coding region runs from base 132 to 1670 and encodes 512 amino acids.
CACAGCGAUCUCUUUGAUUGGCCACACAGAGCACCAAUCAGAAGCAGCCAGAUCUGCCCCCACUUCCCCUGAGAUAGUUUGAAUGACUGUGAUAGCGGAGAGUGCGGGCAGAGCACAAGCUACGGGCACACAUGGCGCACACCGGCCUGUCAAUCACAAUGGGGACCCCUCUGCUCCUCGCCCUGUGUCUGUCCGCUGUGUGUGCCGCCGCAGAGCCCGUGAGCCCGGAGAAGAGCCUGGUGUGGGGUCCCGGGCUGGAAGCCGCCAUCACCCUCCCUGUGCGAUACUUCUACAUCCAGGCGGUGGACGGCGCAGGACACAAGUUCACCUCCUCCCCAGGUAAUGGGAGUAAAUCAUUUAAGGUAACCAUCAGAUCGCUCUCUAACACGGAAUACGUCCGAAUUCACGUACCUGAACCCCUGGAUAGAAAUGACGGCUCUUUCCUGAUGAGGUACCGCAUGUACGGCAGUGUCACUGAGGGUCUGAUUAUUGAAGUCCUGCACGAGGACAAGCAUGUCGCUCAGUCUCCUUAUAUACUGAAAGGGCCUGUUUAUCAUGAAUACUGUGUCUGCCCCGAAGAAGAGCCUGAAGUCUGGUUACAAACUCUGUCAUGCCCCACCAAGGAGUCUCAGAUCUCCAAUGACUUUGCUCCUUUCCCCAGUAUAGACCUGAAUAGAAUGCUGGAGGAAGUUCCUCGGAGGUUUUCCGAACAGCGAGGAGCCAUAGUACAUUACACAGUUCUCGAUAACCAAAUCUAUCGGCGCUCCCUGGGCAAGUACACGGACUUCAAAAUGUUCUCAGAUGAGAUAUUACAGUCUUUGGCAAGAAAGGUACAACUGCCUGAUUUAGAAUUCUAUAUCAAUGUCGGGGACUGGCCGGUUGAACAUAGAAAUGUCAAUGACACCCCUGGGCCACUGCCGAUGAUUUCUUGGUGUGGAUCUACUGACUCCAGAGACAUCAUACUUCCCACAUAUGACAUCACUCACUCCACUUUAGAAACUCUUCGUGGCGUCACCAAUGACCUUCUCUCUAUCCAGGGCCACACCGGUCCUUCCUGGGAAAACAAAACGGAGCAGGCCUUCUUCAGAGGACGGGACAGCCGGGAGGAACGUCUCCAGCUUGCCCGAAUGUCCAAAAAACACCCUGAACUGCUGGAUGCCGGGAUCACUGGAUAUUUCUUCUUCCGGGAGAUGGAGAAACAGCUGGGGAAAGCUUCGCUAGUUGGAUUCUUUGACUUCUUUAAAUACAAGUACCAAGUGAAUCUGGAUGGGACAGUGGCAGCAUACCGAUUCCCCUAUCUCAUGCUGGGCGACAGUGUGGUGCUCAAACAAUCUUCUCCCUACUAUGAACACUUCUACAGUGCGCUACAGCCAGGGAAGCACUAUGUUCCCUUCCAACGCAGCCUGGAAGAUCUCCUAGAAAAGAUACGCUGGGCAAAGGAUAAUGAUGAAGAAGUUAGAAAGAUUGCCAGAGAGGGCCAGACUCUUGCCAGGGAGCUGCUGCAGCCUCACCGCCUCUACUGCUAUUAUUAUAAUGUCUUCCAAACAUAUGCAAAGCGUCAAAUAAGUCGUCCUGAAGUCCGUGAUAAAAUGGAACUCGUUCCUCAGCCAGAUGAUAAUACUGCUAUCUGUAAAUGCCAUAGGAAGAUGAAAAGCAAGGAUGAGCUGUAAUACACGGACCGGAUCCUGCGGU